Molecule: messenger RNA, 2938 nt
Organism: Puntigrus tetrazona (Sumatra barb)
Lineage: Eukaryota; Metazoa; Chordata; Actinopteri; Cypriniformes; Cyprinidae
Gene: gck
Product: glucokinase (hexokinase 4)
Exons: 10
Coding region: 1042-2421 (459 amino acids)
Biological process (GO): glycolytic process; regulation of insulin secretion; glucose 6-phosphate metabolic process
Cellular component (GO): mitochondrion; cytosol
Molecular function (GO): D-glucose binding; glucokinase activity; fructokinase activity
Source: RefSeq, a predicted model, not a curated record
AAUGCUAUGGCACAUAAAUGUUAGUGUUAUCUUUAAAAGCUGAUUUGAUAAGAGGUUGCAGCAGUGAACUAUGAAUCUUUUGUUCUUGGCUAUAAAAGGCAAUCUAAGGGAGGCUUUGUAUGGUCACAUGAGCAUUUUUAAGCUAAGCGUCAAAUAUGACAUCUCAUCUUUUGUUUAUUAUCAUUGGACGAUAUAGUAUUGCACCACAAGAAUUUCUCUGCAAUUCCAUAUUACAAUACGAACUAUGUCCUCUAUACUGUAUAUGAAGAUUAGAGUUAAACGAACGCAUUGACUGUCACUCAUUUUCACCAAACAAGACUCAUACUCCUCCAAUGUUUUCCUAAGUAAUUUUGCCUCAUUUAACAAUUUCCCUUUGGGCACUUAACCAAGAGCAAGCAAAGUAUUUUCCAUAUCAGUAGUGCGUGGUCCUCACAGAUAUCCAAGGUGACGAGUUUGCCACGGCAACAAGAAGCAGCCUGCGGUCUGAACUGGCGUAGAAGGAGACAGGUGUGGGUAUUUUUCUACAAAAAUAAGAGGAGGAAACGGUCCUUCUGUUGCCUUAGUUACGGGGAGUCAGGAAGGGAGAAAAUUAUGAAUGAAACCCUUUUUCCUCUGCAGAUUAUUAAUGUUUAAGAGGGUGACGAAAUCUUGUUUUUUUUUAAAGUUAAAAGUAUAGUCAUCAUCGGCUCAGACAGCUGUAGUGGCGCAAGGUAAGCCGGUCGAGCGUCCUUUGCUGGAACAUCUCUCACGCCGGGACUGUGGUGACUUUCUGGAAUGCAAACAGAUUUAGGCUACAAAAAUAUUCAUCUCUUCAGUCACGGAUGACUGAAAAUGGACCACACAAAAGACCGUCCGUUGUGACUGACUAUUGGAAUAUCCGCAAAUGACCAUGAAGAAAGUCGGAUAAGUCAAGCGACGCUUUAUGUACAUUCUUACAUUUCAUUUGAGCCAACUGCGUCAAGCCGUUGUUCAGAAAGACCUGAAGAAAACCUGCACCGCAGAUUUUUCUUUCAAAUGAUGCACCCAUGAAGAGGACACACCAUGGACCUUCAUACCACGGAUAAGGUGGACCAAAUUCUGUCUGAAUUUCUGCUGAGUAAAGAAGAUCUAGAGGAAGUGAUGAGGAGAAUAAGGAGAGAGAUGGAGAGGGGACUGCGAGUGGAGACACAUGACGAAGCCAGCGUCAAAAUGCUUCCCACUUAUGUCCGCUCCACACCUGAAGGCUCCGAGGUUGGUGAUUUCCUGGCGCUGGAUCUUGGAGGCACAAACUUUCGAGUGAUGCUGGUGAAAGUGGGUGAAGAUGAAGAGCGAGGCUGGAAGGUGGAGACAAAGCAUCACAUGUACUCCAUCCCUGAAGACGCCAUGACCGGCACGGCUGAAAUGUUGUUUGACUACAUUGCCGGGUGCAUAUCCGACUUCCUGGACAAGCAUAAUCUGAAGCAUAAGAAGCUUCCGCUGGGAUUCACCUUCUCUUUUCCAGUCCGUCAUGAGGAUUUGGACAAGGGCAUUCUGCUCAACUGGACUAAAGGCUUCAAGGCCUCUGGCGCUGAGGGCAAUAAUGUUGUCGGCCUACUGAGAGAUGCCAUUAAAAGAAGAGGGGACUUUGAAAUGGACGUGGUUGCCAUGGUGAACGACACAGUAGCCACCAUGAUCUCCUGCUACUAUGAAGAUCGCAGCUGUGAAGUCGGUAUGAUAGUAGGGACCGGCUGUAAUGCGUGUUAUAUGGAGGAGAUGCGUAAGGUGGAGCUGGUGGAGGGAGAGGAGGGGAGGAUGUGUGUGAACACAGAGUGGGGAGCGUUUGGGGACAAUGGCGAACUGGAGGACUUCCGGCUGGAGUACGACCGUGUUAUUGACGAGACUUCACUAAACCCUGGACAUCAGCUGUACGAGAAGCUGAUUGGUGGGAAGUAUAUGGGCGAGCUUGUGCGUCUUGUGCUGGUAAAACUAGUGAAUGAAAACCUGCUGUUCAAUGGAGAAGCCUCAGACCUCCUGAAAACACGUGGAGCUUUUGAAACUCGCUUCGUCUCCCAGAUCGAGAGUGACACGGGGGACAGGAAGCAGAUCUACAACAUCCUAAGCUGCCUGGGAAUCCUGCCGUCGGAGCUGGACUGUGACGUUGUGCGUCUGGUCUGCGAGAGCGUGUCCACGCGCGCCGCUCACGUGUGCGGGGCCGGCCUCGCGGGCGUCAUCAACCUGAUGAGAGAACGCCGUUGCCAGGACGACCUGAAGAUCACCGUGGGAGUCGACGGCUCUGUCUACAAACUACACCCUCAUUUCAAAGAGCGGUUCCACAAGCUUGUGUGGGAAAUGGCGCCUCACUGCGAGAUUACCUUCAUCCAAUCAGAAGAGGGGAGCGGCCGGGGCGCGGCGCUCAUUUCCGCUGUGGCCUGCAAGAUGGCCGCCUGCAUGCUGUCGCCGUGAAAAACGCGAUUCGUUCUCGUUGGGCGGAUUUCACGAGUCACGGCGGACCCGCAAUGCUAGAGCGGCCUCUCCAUGUGACGAAAGUGCUUUGCUCCUUUUCAACAGGAGGCUAUGGGGUUGUUUGGCAACAUCUAUUAACCACAGCCCGCUGGAAUGUUUAGCAUGUGUGUUAUUUUGUGCCAUAAAGGCAAACGCUUGCAGUUAAAUACGCUUUUAGACGCGACAUACACCUUUUAUUGUUAGCUAUUGCAAUGAGCACAUUCAGGUAAUGUUACAUAUACUUGCACCUUCAUGGCAUGGUUUGGAGAGGCGCGGAGGGACUAGAUGCGUUUGUAAAUAUAUGAACUGGUCAGGGUCAGCAAGGUAAUUGUGCACUGUUUAUUGCUUGUUUUAUUUAUUGAGUUUUAAAUUGUUUAUAUUCAGUGGUAAUCAGAACUGUUAAAUUAUUUAAUGCAGAACUUUAAUAUACUUUGUACGCGUGAUUGACUGUUGUAAAUAAACUUGCUGUACUAUUAAA